Exaiptasia diaphana is the source of this 1363-nucleotide messenger RNA. RefSeq lists its product as uncharacterized. Gene Ontology annotation, molecular function: oligosaccharide binding. The record is from RefSeq and is a predicted model, not a curated record. Lineage: Eukaryota; Metazoa; Cnidaria; Anthozoa; Actiniaria; Aiptasiidae.
UGUUACGAGGAGGUGGAAACCAAAUAUGAGGAUCUUGAUAAUUUAAGCUUUGCUGUUACGAGGAGGUGGAAACCAAAUAUGAGGAUCUGGAUUAUUGUUUUAUUCGCAUUGAUUCGACGUGAUGAAGCUUUGACAAAGGAGGAUGGACGACCGUUAUGAAGACCAACGGACACAUGUCUACAUUUGGCUACGAUUCGUCAUACUGGACCAACAAGAAGGCAUAUCACGUGAAUGGGGGCCAGUCCGGCGCAGACCAUCAAGAAACUAAGCUGCCAACCUACUGGGCCACACCCUUCACUAGUCUUUGUUUGGGGAUGAUGACAGUUUUUCAGAGAAGACCAAACUGGAUCCGUGUGAAUUACAAGGCAAGAUCGCUGUACUCUGUAAUCGCAGACAACCGCUAUCGCAGUUUUUCCAUCGGUCGUAACAAGUGGAAGUCGUUGAUUCCUGGCUCGUCUUUGCAGAAAUACUGCAACAGAGAGGGGUUUAAUUCCAGACCAGUAACUGCGACAGGUAACCACAGGGUGAGAAUCGGUAUUGUGUCAAAUCAGGAGAAUGACUGCAGUAGCCCUGACUCCCGAAUUGGAUUUGGAGGUGCGGGAUGGGCCUGUGGGAAAAAGUCUAUCGAUAACUUGAUAUUUACAGGAAACACAGCAAGAUGCAGUGCGGACAACGGGAACAAGGCCAUUAAAACUUUCGGCUACAUAUUGGUUCAGUAAUUCGUUUGAGCUGUUUUUCUGCCAGAUCCAUUAUUUCUUACUUUCUACUCCCUUCUAAAAUUUCCUACUGCGAGUUGUCGUUGGUUAUCUAUCAUUUUUAAAAUUAAAACCACAAAAAAACAACUGAUAUCCCACAAUACCUUGUGAUUGAACAGAUUACCCAAGAUGCCUUGUGGUCAAAGAGAUAUCCCAUGAUACACUGUGUUUCAAAUUUCCUUGAACUAAAAUGGUUAAAAGGUAUAAGAGAGAAAGCAAUCGAUGAUUCCUUAGCCCUUCUGACUUGUUUGCGUUCUUAAAAAAGUAAAAAUUCAAAAUGAUAUAAAUCAAAUUCAACACUAAAAUGCUAACGAUUAUUUUCAUCAUUAUCAUUGUCAUCAUAUCCUCCUGUGUGCACUGUUCUGUUUCUGCAACAGCAGACUUCUAAAUAGAAUAACUUAACAAGAAAUAAUGGUUCUGGUGCAGUUUGAAUGAGAAAUUAACAGUCCACUAUAAAAGGUAAAAUAUUAAGGGUAACUUAGUACAGAAUGAAGAUAAAUUUUAGACACAAUCAAAUAUGAUUUGUUUCAUAUUUUUUAUUAUUGUGUAUCAAUUGACAGUAAAUUGUAAUGAUAAAUUUAAUUCAAAUUAAAGCAUUAUAAAACUGA